AUGCUGACACUUCGAUGUGCUUUCAAGAAAUCAUCAAAAUCAUUUUUUUCGAAGUCGCUAUCGAAUCGUUAUAUUUCCAUAAACGCUGGACUUCAAGAUUCACUUAGAAAUGCUCAAGAAUUACCAGUAGUUGUUAUUGGAGGAGGCCAUGCUGGCUGUGAAGCUGCCACAGGAUCCGCUAGAAGUGGUGUUGAAACUUAUCUCAUAACUCAAGACCUCUCAAAGAUUGGUACAUGUUCAUGUAAUCCUUCUAUGGGUGGGGUUGGAAAAGGUACAUUAUUGAAAGAAGUUGAUGCAUUAGAUGGUGUGGCUCCUAAGGUGGUGGAUAAAGCAGGUAUUCAAUUCAGAGUUUUAAAUAGCUCAAGAGGCCCUGCUGUUUGGGGUCCAAGAGCUCAGAUCGAUAGAAAAAUUUACUUGAACGAAAUGCAGAGUGUAUUAAUGGAUUAUGAAUCUUUAAAUUUAAUGCAAGGUCAAGUUAAGGAUAUAAUUAUCGAAGAAACACUGUCUAAAGAGGAACCAAAUGUUAUUAAAGGUAUCAUACUUGAAGAUGGUAGGGUUUAUAGAACAUCAAGAGUUGUUAUAACAACUGGAACUUUUCUAGGAGGUGAAAUUCAUAUUGGAUUAACUGCAUAUCCUGCUGGUAGAAUUGGAGAAAAAGCUACAUUUGGGAUAUCAAAGACCCUAAAGGAUGCUGGGUUUCAACUAGGAAGAUUAAAAACAGGGACUCCACCAAGGUUAUCGUCAAAAACAAUCAACUAUUCCAAUUUAGAAAUUCAACACGGUGAUGAUCCACCUCAAACGAUGAGUUAUAUGAAUGAUAAAGUUUCUAUUGAAAAUCAACUGAAAUGCUAUGCCACUAAGACAACAAGUGAAAUGCAUCAACUUUUGCGCAAUAAUUUGGAUAAAUCUAUUCAUAUUCGUGAAACUAUCAAAGGUCCAAGAUAUUGUCCAUCAAUUGAAAGUAAGAUUAUCAGAUUCCCAGACAAAGAGUUCCACAAGAUUUGGCUCGAGCCUGAAGGAAUAGAUACCGAUGUUGUUUAUCCAAAUGGUAUUUCAGUAACAAUGCCCGAAGACAUUCAAUUUCAAAUGUUGAGACUGAUUCCAGGACUGGAAAAUGUUGAAAUGCUUCAACCUGGUUACGGUGUUGAAUAUGAUUACGUUGAUCCAAGACAGUUGCGUCAAACUUUAGAAACAAAACUUGUUAAAGGUUUAUUUCUUGCGGGUCAAAUAAAUGGUACAACUGGAUAUGAAGAGGCUGCUGCACAAGGUUGUGUUGCUGGUAUUAAUGCUGGGUUAUCAUAUCAAGACAAAGAGCAAUUAAAGUUAUCAAGAUCCAACUCCUAUACUGGAGUGUUGAUUGACGAUUUAAUCACAAAGGGAGUUGACGAACCUUAUAGAAUGUUUACUUCAAGAUCCGAGUUUAGAAUAAGUGUCAGAGCUGAUAAUGCUGACUUAAGAUUAACGGAGCUUGGAAGAAAAUUAGGCGUUGUCAAAGAUGAAAGAUGGCAAAGAUAUGGUUCUGACAAAAUGUUGUUGGACAACCUUUUGGAUGAGAUGAAAUCAGUGACGCUAUCAUCUGCAAAAUGGAGUAAUAUUCUUGAAAUAAAUAUAGGUGAUGGCAGUGAAAAAAAAUCAGCGUACAAUAUGCUGCGCUUCAAUGGUGUUGAUAUCAAAAAAGUUUUGACAGCGCUGGAUAGAAAAUUCAGUAAUAUACCGGAGCGCAUUUUGAAAAAAGUAUCCAUAGAAGGUGUUUACUCACCGUACGUGAAUAGACAAAGUGGUUUCAUUAAGGCAUUCCAAUCAGAUGAAUCUAUGUUUUUACCAUUGAAAUUUGAUUACUCUACAUUAAAAUCAAUUAGUGCAGAAUGCAGGGAUAUUUUGAAUCGUGUCCAACCAGAAACGCUUGGUCAAGCAAGAAGAAUUCAAGGAAUUACACCUGCUUCUAUCUUUGAGCUGUACCGUAUUGUUAGAUUUAAUCAAAAUGAGAUCAAAAGUUCAAGACUAGCCGUCCCUACAUGA
Hansenula anomala is the source of this 2019-nucleotide messenger RNA. It is a transcript of the gene MTO1, whose product is annotated as tRNA modification protein MTO1. Bases 1 to 2019 code for a protein of 672 amino acids. NCBI's taxonomy places the organism in Eukaryota, Fungi, Ascomycota, Saccharomycetes, Phaffomycetales, Wickerhamomycetaceae. Gene Ontology annotation, cellular component: cytosol. The record is from RefSeq and is a predicted model, not a curated record. Gene Ontology annotation, biological process: tRNA methylation; tRNA wobble uridine modification. Gene Ontology annotation, molecular function: flavin adenine dinucleotide binding. The transcript has a single exon.